This is a messenger RNA of Trichomonas vaginalis G3, 3006 nucleotides long. Its product is annotated as A-type inclusion protein-related family. The transcript has a single exon. The record is from RefSeq and is a predicted model, not a curated record. NCBI's taxonomy places the organism in Eukaryota, Parabasalia, Trichomonadida, Trichomonadidae. Bases 1 to 3006 code for a protein of 1001 amino acids.
AUGAGCGAUUUUUCCUCUGAGGGUGAAGACUCUCCAGCUGAUCAGAUCAACCAGUUAAAGGAAGAAAAUGAACUCCUUACUAAGAAAAAUGCAACAUUAGAGUCCCAAAUUGAGCGUAUGUUCGAUGUUUGCAAUUCUGUUGAAGCUGUUACUAACGAAAACACUAAGAACAAGGCAGCAAUCAAGGAUUUGACCUUGAAAAACGAGGAGUUGCAAAACAGACUUGAUCAUACAUUGAAACAAAACCAAGAAUUAAAUGAUUUACUAGAAUCAGAAAAGAAAUCUCACCAGCAGGCACGCAAUGAAGACGCAAGUUCAUUAAAUAAGGAAUUCGAACGCCUUGCUGAUGAUUAUGUUAAGAAAAUUAAUUCAUUGACAAACGAACUUCAAAAUCUCAAAUCACAGCAGAACACUGAUAUCAUCAACCGAAAGGUUUUCAAUUCUAAACUCGAUAAGCUUUAUCAGGCUUCUAAAUGGCAUUUUAAUGUCGAAAUUAAUUCCAUUGAGGAAUUAACAAAGCUCCUACAAUCCUCUGAAAAUAAGAAACAAGAAGAGAUUGUUAUUGCCGAACCGCAGGAUGAUACAAAUCUUAAAAUACUUGUUGCAACUGCUAAACGUUACAAAUCUAAAGCGAAAGCAGCAUUACGUCAGUUAGAGCAACUCAGUAACGAGCUUGAUGACAAGGACCAGAUAAUCAAUACUUUGAACGAAAAAAUCCAAAAGCAAGAAGACGAACACUUAAAUGAAAUCCAACAAGUUAGAGAUGAGAACAGCUUGAUUGUACAGAGUCUCCAGAAGAAGAUUACAUUAAUGGAGAACCGCUGGACCCAAGAAAAGAACGAAUUUUCCAAGUUUAAGCAAGAUACAAAAAUGAAUCUUCUUUCUCAACGUAAUCUUGUUCCAGAAGAGAUCACAAAAGACAACAGUCCAGACGCUCAUAAGAUUAUUACUCUCGAAGUCGAAUUACAAGGUCUUAAAUCACAAUUAAAUGAUAAAUCGAACCUUGUCAACAAACUAACAGCUGCCAAAGACGAAACUGUUGAGAAACUCUCCAAGGCCAUGGCAGAUAACAAUAAUUUACAGUCAGAACUCGAGAAAACUAAACUCGAAUGCGAUAAUCUCCGAAUUCUCUCCGAAUCUUCCAAGAAAGAAUGUGAAUCCCUUCGUUCUUCACUUCUUUCCAAGCAGCAGACACAACAACAGCCGCAAAUCGAGAAAGUUGUUGAGAAACCAGUAGAAAACAAGUCAAAACAACAAGUUUCUAAAAGAAAAUACGAUGAUCUUUCAAACAAACUGAAAGAAAGUGAGAAACUUGUUGAAUCCCUGAACAAACGUGUUCUUGAACUAGAAGAUAUAUCAUUAAAACAACGUGUUGAGCUUUCUUCUUUGAAAGACAAACUCGAAACAACGGAGAAAAGAGAGUUGAACACAAAACUCGAUUUGCAGGAAGCGAAAGACAGUAUUUCCAAACUUACACAAGCUGCAAAACAGCCCGAAUCUAUUAAUUGGUCAUUCCCUGAUUUCGAUGCAUCUCUUCAGAAUCAAAUUGAACAAAUUGGUCGACAGAAAGAACUCCAAAACCAAUCGAAAUUACAGAACAUUUACAAGGUCAUACAAAACUAUUUCAAGCUGAAAGAGCUUUCCCUUGUUAAACAGAACCAAGAUGCCAAAGAAGUAUUCGACCGCUUGAGAGCAUUCACGAAUUCUCUCGUCAUUGAUUUCACUCUCCAUUUGAAUGGAAAUCCAUCAACAUUGGAAGAAUUCCUUGAUUCAAAGCAAAAAGAUGAAUUAGUAAUUAAACUCCAGAAUUUGAUUCAAAACAAUGAAUCAUUAGUUCGUGAUCUCAAGAACAUGAAUGAACAGAUGAACACAAUCAAAUCUGUUUUGAAUUUGCCGGCUUCGAGUAAUUUCGAAAGUAUUUCGACUCAAAUUUCUCAACAACAAAAAGAUAUUGAACAAAUGAAGUCAAUUGCAUCGAAAUCUCUUGAUUCAAAGCGUCAAAUGAAGAAGGCAAUGAAUAAAGCAUUGAUUGCUGCUAACGAGAUAAAGAGAGAAUCCGAGAAUACAGUUAGAGACAUCAAUGUUUUCGCUGAUGACAAUCAAAAGAAGAUUGAUCUUUUGCAAAGAACUGUUGAAACUCUUCGAACAAAACUUCAUGAUUCGGAACAAAACUUGGAACAGAAGACACAUGAAUUAGAAGAUGAGAAAGACAAGAACGAGAAACUCCAAGAUGAUUACGAUUUAGCAAUUUGUGACACAGAAAACAAAGUUGAACAAAAAUGUGGUGAAAAAAUCAAAGAAAUGGAAAAUCAAGUUUCCAAAGCAGAAUCACAAGCUAAAUCAUAUAAACUACAAUUGGAAACAUCGCAGAAACUGUUGUCUAAUGCAGAUAGCAACAUAAAGAUCUUGGAACGCGAUCUUGAACUCCACAAGAAGAAAUUAGUUGAUUUGUCAACAACAUUUGAAGAAAAAUUACAAACACAAAGAAAUCAGUUAGUUGCAGUCAACAAAUCAGCUAUUGAUGAUCUCGAGAAGCAGAUUAGUGAUAGACAUAAAGAUAUCGAACAACUCUGCCAAGAGAAUUCAUCAAUUCAAAAAGAAUUGAAUGAGAUGAAACAGAAAUAUCAGGCAGCUAAAAUCGAACUUCGAAAGAUGUCUAAAUCAUUGAAACAAAGUGAAGAAGUUUCAUCAAGAGAGAAGAGAUUAUGUGAAGUAACUCUUCGUGCUAAACUUGCUGCAGCUGAUUCACAAUUCAAUGAAAGAAUCUCGUUGUUGACGAAUAGUUUCAACGAAGAGAAGAUGAAGAUUCUUUCAUUCGCAGCAGAAUCAUUCCCUCAGUAUUUCUCUGGUUCAACAGUAUUCGAUGAACGCCAGUACAGAUCUGUUGUUAAACAAGCAAGUGAUGAAUUGUCUAGAUUGACUGAAAGCGAUUCUACAAUUCGUCGCUUGCUGUGUGCUUCUGAAUCUCAAUCAACAGUUGAUGCAGUUGCACAAGCUAUUAUGUAA